GACCCGCCCUUCUCCCAGCGACUGCGCUAUCAUUGGCUAAGCCGCUGGCAGUCACCCGCAGAACGGCCUGUGAUUGGUUGUGGGGAGGGCGGGGUUCCAUGCGCGGGCCAGCUGCGGGCAGCUGGUUGCGGGCGCGCUCCCCGGCCCCGGCAUGGCUGUGAUGGGGGUGCAGCUGGCGGUGAGCCUGCUUACGGCGAGCAUCAUGCAGAGGAUGUCCCCGCACUGCUCCUUCGCUCGCUGGCUGCUCUGCAAUGGCAGCCUGUAUCGCUACAAGCACCCUUCGGAGGAGGAGUUGUAUGCCCUGGCAGGGAAGCAGAAGCCCAAGGCCAAGCGAGACCGGAGGCUGAACGGGGUCACAGAAGAUAAACCCCUGUCAGUGCCCAAGGACAUCAACUUGCAUUUGGAGACCACCCCAAUAACCACAGUGGAUGCUCUUGUGCUGCGCUAUUUCCUGGAGUACCAGUGGUUCGUGGAUUUUGCCGUCUACUCCACCCUCGUCUACCUCUUCACUGAAGGCUACUACUGCCUGGCGGACCCCCGGAAGGAGAUGAAUAUUGGCAUCCUGUGGUGCCUGCUUACAGUUGUCUUCUCCGUCAAGAUCUUCUUCAUGGUCAUGCACCACUACUUCCGCUCAGAGGAGGGGGGCGAGCGCUCCGUCUGCCUCACCUUUGCCUUCUUCUUCCUCCUCAUUGCCAUGGUGGUGCUCGUCGUGCGGGAGGACUACUUGGAGUUCGGCCUCGACUCGGGGCUUGCCAAUGUCAGUGAUAACCUGGAGAUUUUCUUAAAGCAGCGAGGAUGGGAAUGGACAGUUCCCAUCACCAAACUGACCUUCAAGCUGGGGCUGGUGGCCCUUUGUUCCUUCAUUGGCGCGUGUCUGACGUUCCCGGGACUGCGGCUGGCGCAGACUCACCUGGACGCUCUGAAGAUGGCCGCAGACAGGCCAAUGACCCAGAUCCUGCUCCACGUGAGUUUCCUGGCACCCCUGGUCGUGGUGGUGAUGUGGAUCAAGCCCAUUUCCCGAGACUUGUUGCUUCAUGCACCCAUGGGGAAACAAACGGUCCAGAUCAUGUCGGACGCUGCCUACAACUCCACGCGCCUCUGGACUAUUGUCGCCCUCGGCCUGCUGCGCCUGGCCAUGGCGCGCCACCACCUGCAGGCCUACCUCGGCAGCAGAGCGCUGGGUGGAGCAGAUGAAGAGGGAAGCUGGGCGCAUCACGCUCUGGAGAUCCAGCGCCAGGUCACAAGGAUUUACUGCUACGUCACCGUGGUCAGCCUGCAGUACCUGGGCCCCAUCAUCCUCACGCUGCACUGCACGCUGCUUCUCAAAUCGCUGGGCAACUACUCGUGGGGCCUGUUCCCCGAACCCCCACCCGUCUCCCUGGUGGUGGGUGUUGCACCGGCCCAGCCCGCUGCUCCCUCGGCUGAGGAGGUGGGAGGAGAGGACAUGCAGGCCACGGUGGCGCAGAUCACGGGCGUGCUGGGUGCCAUCCUCACCCCGCUUUUCUACCGCGGACUCUUCGCCUUCCUGACCUGGUGGGUGGCCCUUUGCCAAGUGAUCACCAGCCUCUUUGGUCUCUACUUCCACCAGUACCUGGCAGCCUCCUAACCACAGCUGCAGCGGGGCCAAGGGGCCCCAGGACCUGCAGGGCCCUGUGUGGAAUGGACUCUGUGGGCUACAUGCCACGGGCUGGGGCCGAGAUGAGUUCCCACCUGCCGGCUCUCUGCCCUGUGUCCACCUGGGUGACAGCGCAGAGCUGCCCUUGGCCCAUCUCCUCACCUGCCCAAGCCAGCUGCCCCUGCUGUGUGUAGAGACUGAACCGGCUGCUGGCUGGUUGUCUCUGCCCGCCGAAGGGGCAGGAGUAACUCGCUGGGGGGGGGGGCGGCUCCUCAGCGUCUUCCCAGCCUGCAUUGGAGCGGGUUGGGAGGUGUGCAGGGGCAGAGGGAGGGGCCCCAAGCACAGCCGGCAUGGGGACAGCGUCUUCUAGGCGAUCUCCCCAGCUUGCUUUGGCCGAGCCUCCCUCCCGCUCCAUGGUGGGGGCUGUCUCACCUACACAGCUUCUUGUCCGUGGCCCACGUUCUACUGCCGGCACCCCCCUGAGAGCUCAGGGGCCCUCUCAGCCAGUGGUUCCUGAUCUGGCCUCAGCCUCCUCCCCACCUCCCACCCAGGGAGGAGCCUGCUGGUGGGUAACAUGAGAUGGUUCAUCGGAGGGCUGGGGUCUCUGGGGCCCUGCAGUUGCUGACACCAGUGCGGGGUGCUCCUAUUCUGCUCUGAUGACAUGGCACGCUCUGUACGGCUGUAAAUGGCCCCGCAGGGCAAUGGAGAAAUGGGGACUAGGCCUGCAAGUCAAAUGAGCUUGGCCCCAGGUUCCCGGACGCAGCAGAGCUCUGGCGCUUGGUGCUGCAGGGAGCUUGGGGGUGGGGUGAUGCUGAGGCUGGGAAAGGGGGGAGGGGAGGACGCUGGUUCAUAGCCACGCCUAGAAGAUGGAAUGGAAAUCCCACGGGCAGCCUCUCCCAUGGCAGAUACAGCACUGGCUGUGCAGCCAUCUAACACCCUCGAGAGCAUCCUUCCCUUGGCCUGUGGGGCAGGCGCAACCCGAUCCUGGCUCUUGGGCUCCUGCUGCUCUAGGGGCCGGGCCCUUUCAUCGCUCGCCAGCAGGACCCCAGAGCAAACCCCAUCCCAGUGGGGAACUUGCAGCCCUUCCCUGGUGCUAGGCCAGGAUUGCACCAGCCUGCCCUGUGCUGGGGGCUCAUGGCCUGCAGGGCACUGGGUGGGUGCAGGUGGGAAAUCACUGGAUGAUUUAUUAAACGAGCUCUUUUCUGGUAGCUUUGUUCUUCCAGAACUCGGGUUCUACCAGGGCCGAGGCACCUGCUCCCCUAGGGAGCUUUUCUGCGGUCCUAAAGAGUGAUUCCCCCCAAGACUGGCCGAAGGGGUGUUUUGUGGGGGGUUUCUGUGGCCUGAAUUUGAUUUAAUUUCUCCUCAGGAAAUCAUCCCCCUCCUCUGUGUAAAAUUACCUAGCCCCGUGGCCUUAUUAAUUCUGACUUCUAGAAUAAAUGCAACCAGGUACAAGGAUAUUUUAUGAAUAAACACAUAGAACUG
This is a messenger RNA of Dermochelys coriacea (leatherback sea turtle), 3097 nucleotides long. It is a transcript of the gene TMEM161A, whose product is annotated as transmembrane protein 161A. Bases 152 to 1606 code for a protein of 484 amino acids. Lineage: Eukaryota; Metazoa; Chordata; Testudines; Dermochelyidae. The record is from RefSeq and is a predicted model, not a curated record. The transcript has 12 exons.